This is a messenger RNA of Neoarthrinium moseri, 1230 nucleotides long. RefSeq lists its product as uncharacterized. NCBI's taxonomy places the organism in Eukaryota, Fungi, Ascomycota, Sordariomycetes, Amphisphaeriales, Apiosporaceae. The record is from RefSeq and is a predicted model, not a curated record. Gene Ontology annotation, cellular component: extracellular region. The transcript is spliced from 3 exons. The coding region runs from base 1 to 1230 and encodes 409 amino acids. Gene Ontology annotation, molecular function: RNA binding; ribonuclease T2 activity. Gene Ontology annotation, biological process: RNA catabolic process.
AUGCUCUCUGUGCGAGCCGUUUCGGGCCUCGCGCUCGCCGCCGUGCUGAGUGCCGCGAGGCUCGGUCUUGCCAGUCCUUUGGACCACCCGGCUUACCGUAGCGUCUUCGACGUCGAUGCGGUAGCCUCAUGCUCCGCCACCGGGCAGGCCUCCUGUCAGAACACAACUGUGCAGACGAACCUGUGCUGCUUCAAUGCCCCCGGUGGCGCCUUGCUUCAGACGCAGUUCUGGGACACGGACCCGGUCACCGGUCCCGAUGACAGCUGGACCAUCCAUGGUCUCUGGCCUGAUAACUGUGACGGCACGUACGAGUCCAGCUGCGACUCGUCGCGUGCGUACACGGACAUCACGGGGAUCCUGACGUCGGCGGGGGAGACGGAGCUGGUGAGCUACAUGGAGACGAUGUGGGUGUCGAACAGCGGGACGCCCGAGUCGUUCUGGGAGCACGAGUGGUCCAAGCACGGCACGUGCGUGUCGACGCUGGACCCCAAGUGCUACACGGGCUACACCAAGGGCCAGGAGGCCGUCGACUUCUUCAAGAAGGUCGUCGCCCUGUUCAAGACGCUGCCCACCUACGACUGGCUGAGCGCCGCCGGCAUCACCCCGUCCAGCUCCAAGACCUACACCCUCGCCCAGAUCCAGGCCGCCCUCACCAAGAACCACGGCGCCAGCGUCUACCUCGGCUGCAACAAUGCCGAGAUCAGCGAGGUCUGGUAUUUCUUCAACGUCAAGGGGUCCGUCCAGACCGGCACCUUUGUGCCUGUUGCCUCUCUGAAUUCGGCAGAAUGUCCGAGCACCGGAAUCAAAUACCUCCCUAAGAACGGCGGUGGUGACGAUGGUGGUGGUAGUGGAGGUGGCGGCGGAGAUGGCGGCGGCACCGUCUUCUCGGGCAGCGGGACGCUGAACGUGUACAGCAGCGGGACGCAGAAGGGAUGCCUGAUCUCGGCGGGCACGUGGUACACGAGCGGGACGUGCGCGACGUACACGGCGACGGCGUCGGGCAGCGGGUUCACGCUCAAGUCGUCGAAGGGCAACUGCGGCCUGUCGGGCGGCGUCUUCACGUGCGGGUCCGGCGUCACCAGCACCGUAUUCACAGCCAGCGGCAGCAGCCUGAUGGCCAGCGGGUCCACGGCCUUCUCGGCCGACUCGACCGCCUCGGGCUCGACCCAGGUCAAGGUCUACUCUGGCAGCAGCCACUCGGUCAAGCUGACGGUGCAGUGGGCUUCGUGA